AUGGCUGAAGAAGAUGUAUGUUUAUAACUCAUCAAAACGGUGGUAAAUGUCAAUUAUGGUCUAUGGUUUUAUAUGUUAUUUGCUAGGAACAACUAAAUUUAUUUUAUUCAAACCAUUUAGUAUCUUUUUAAAGUUGGGGUCAACGAAAAAUUUGAAAAAAUUUUAAUGAGAAGAGAUCAAAUCCUUAAUAUAACAAAAACAAUAGUUUAAUGCUCAUUACAAUAACAAAUCAUGAAUCAAUCUACUAAUAAUCACUCUGCUCACGAUUAUCUUGUUUAAGUGGCGUUGAAAAUUUUGAAAAUUUGGACAUUAUGAUAUUUUUGUUGAUUCACCAAAAUUUUUUUUUUUCCCAUGUCCACGAAAUUGAAAAAUUUAUUAGCAAUGCCAAAAUAAAACCAGACCAUAUAUUGACUUGAAUUAACACUCCAAUACUAACUUGUUGUCUUUAGCAUACCUUUGAAACCGCAGAUGCCGGUGCUGCUUUAACUUACCCAAUGCAAUGUUCUGCUUUAAGAAAAAACGGUCACGUUGUCAUCAAAAACAGACCAUGUAAAAUUGUUGAUAUGUCAACUUCUAAAACUGGUAAACACGGUCACGCUAAAGUUCAUUUAGUCGCUAUUGAUAUUUUCACUGGUAAAAAAUUAGAAGAUUUAUCACCAUCAACUCAUAAUAUGGAAGUUCCAAAUGUUUCAAGACAAGAAUUUCAAUUAUUAGAUAUUGAUGAUGGUUUCUUAUCAUUAAUGACCAGUGAUGGUGAUACUAAAGAUGAUGUUAAAGUUCCAGAAGGUGAAUUAGGUGACAAAAUUCAAUCAGAAUUUGAUGAAGGUAAAGAUUUAGUUGUUACAAUUAUUUCAGCUAUGGGUGAAGAAGCUGCUAUUGCUUACAAAGAUGCUCCAAAAGCUUAA
This is a messenger RNA of Insectozyma verbasci, 905 nucleotides long. The record is from the annotation of a GenBank genome assembly. NCBI's taxonomy places the organism in Eukaryota, Fungi, Ascomycota, Pichiomycetes, Serinales, Debaryomycetaceae.